Penicillium taxi is the source of this 960-nucleotide messenger RNA. RefSeq names its product lactoylglutathione lyase GLO1. Gene Ontology annotation, molecular function: lactoylglutathione lyase activity; metal ion binding. The record is from RefSeq and is a predicted model, not a curated record. NCBI's taxonomy places the organism in Eukaryota, Fungi, Ascomycota, Eurotiomycetes, Eurotiales, Aspergillaceae. Bases 1 to 960 code for a protein of 319 amino acids. The transcript has 3 exons.
AUGACGACAGACACUACCACCUAUAAGCUCAACCACACCAUGCUUCGGGUCAAGGACCCCAAGCGAUCACUGGAAUUCUACAAAUUCAUCGGACUGAGUGAGAUCUUCAAGAUGGAUUUUGCCGAAUGGAAAUUCACCAACUACUUCCUUGGUUAUACUGGUCCUGCAUCUCUCCAGGGCAGUGACCGCCACUUCACGGACCGCAAUGCCUUGAUAGAGCUCACCCACAACUACGGCACGGAGAAAGAUCCCAACUACAGCGUCGUCAAUGGCAACACCGAGCCAUAUCGGGGCUUUGGUCACAUCUGUAUCUCAGUGGAUAACAUCGAGGCUGCCUGCCAGCGCCUCGAAGAUGCCGGAUAUCCCUUCCAGAAGAAGCUGAGUGACGGUCGCAUGAAGCACAUUGCCUUCGCCAAGGAUCCAGAUGGAUACUGGGUUGAAAUCAUCAGUCGUGCUGAUGAGGCCCUGUCUACCUCUACUGACCCCGGAAGCUACCGUCUCAACCACACCAUGCUGCGUGUCAAGGAUGCCGAGAAGAGUUUGAAGUAUUACCAAGAGAAGCUUGGUAUGACCUUGGUCCGUACCAGCGUGAAUGAGGCCAACAAGUUCAACUUGUACUUUUUGGGCUACCCCCGAGCCAACCCCAAGAUUCAGGAAGGUGUCCGCAAUGGUGUUGCUGAGUGGGAAGGCCUGCUGGAACUUACGUGGAACUAUGGAACGGAGAAGGAGGAAGGCCCGGUCUACCACAAUGGUAACGCCGAGCCUCAGGGCUUUGGCCAUAUCUGUAUCACUGUGGAUGACCUUGAUGCGGCUUGCGAACGCUUCGAGUCCAUUGGUGUCGAGUUUAAAAAGCGUCUGACUGAUGGCCUGAUGAAAGACGUUGCCUUCCUGUUGGACCCAGACGGAUACUGGAUUGAGGUUCUUCAGAACGAGACACUGAAGCCUAGAUCUAAGUGGUAA